Dipodomys ordii (Ord's kangaroo rat) is the source of this 399-nucleotide messenger RNA. RefSeq names its product fatty acid binding protein 6, ileal (gene Fabp6). Bases 13 to 399 code for a protein of 128 amino acids. Gene Ontology annotation, biological process: fatty acid transport. The transcript has 4 exons. The record is from RefSeq and is a predicted model, not a curated record. Gene Ontology annotation, cellular component: cytosol; nucleus. Lineage: Eukaryota; Metazoa; Chordata; Mammalia; Rodentia; Heteromyidae. Gene Ontology annotation, molecular function: fatty acid binding.
UUUCCCGGCAGCAUGGCCUUCAACGGAAAGUUUGAGGUGGAGAGUGAGAAGAACUAUGACGAAUUCAUGAAGCGCCUGGGUCUUCCCAGCGACGUGAUCGAAAAGGGCCGCAACUUCAAGAUCACCACGGAGGUGCAGCAGGAUGGCCAGGACUUCACCUGGUCCCAGUACUACUCCGGGGGUCACAUCAUGACCAACAAGUUCACCAUCGGCAAGGAGUGCGAGAUGCAGACCAUGGGCGGCAAGAAGUUCAAGGCCACCGUGCAGAUGGAGGGUGGCAAGGUGGUGGUGGACUUCCCCAAUUAUCACCAGACCUCGGAGGUCGUGGGUGACAAGCUCGUGGAGACCUCCACCAUUGGAGGCGUGACCUACGAACGAGUGAGCAAAAGGCUGGCCUGA